This is a messenger RNA of Cimex lectularius (bed bug), 635 nucleotides long. RefSeq lists its product as uncharacterized. Lineage: Eukaryota; Metazoa; Arthropoda; Insecta; Hemiptera; Cimicidae. Bases 18 to 635 code for a protein of 205 amino acids. The record is from RefSeq and is a predicted model, not a curated record. The transcript has 2 exons.
AUAUCUCACUAGCCACCAUGCCUUGCGCCAAUUGGGUAAAGGGGUGGAAGGUGACACCAGGUACACCUGCUCCUACCAAUAUAACAGAGCUGGAGCAGGCUGCUAACAAAAUCAUACAGGUCAUUAACUCUGCAUAUACGGAGGCAUGCCCUGAAAAAAUACUACGCCAGAAUCGACAUCAUUGGUGGAACAGAGCUCUGGCUAGUGCGAGGAAAAGGGUCAGAGUCUUACACAAGAAAGCCCUGCAGGAGAACUCUGAACUGUCUUGGAGAGAAUAUCUCUCCAAGAAAAAAGAAUACAAAAAAGAGUUGAGGAAAACCAAACGAAAGGCCUGGAGGGAAUAUUGUCUGAAGACAGAGAAUAUUAAGGAAAGUGCUCGAAUUUUUAAACUUUUGGAAAAGGAUUAUAUUAAUCCACUAGGUCUAUUGCAGGACGAAAACGGGGUGUACUGCACAACAAGCGAGGAGACACUGAACCUAAUGGCAAGGGCCCACUUCCCAAGUUCAGGCUCCUCCGACACCCAAACCAUGAAUAAUACACCUAUGCCGAAUUGGAGGAAGGCAUAUGAAGUGAUCUCUUGGGACGCAUACAAAUGGGCGGUAUGGUCNUAUUCUCUAACUCUAGGAGGGGAAUAA